AAAAGAAAAAGAAAAACGGGAUCUUCGGGACAGGAGUCUAUCGCCGUCCGAUUGCUAGAAUUCUGAUCGCUAACACAAACCCUAGCGCACAACAACUCAUACAUAUCCGCGCCGCCGGCACCUGGCAGUUGCCACAUCGCCAUCUACCGGUCUCUCCGCGCCACCGGCAGCGACGCAGCGUCUCGCCGAUCCAUCACGCAAUUGCAAUUUCGCACGGGGCCCCGGAUUUUGCCGGCCCGGCCCUGCCUCAUCCGACGUGUAGCUCCGCGAGAUGAUCUGAUCCGCGCGGACGGAUGGCAUGCAUCUACGGUUGACGUAGAGAGUUGUAUUGUAUAGGACAUCUUUGUUCCUCGGAGACUCCGUGCAUCAGACUCGAACAAAUCUGCCUCCUACCCCGUCUUCUCCCCUCUGACCCUUCUUCCUUGGCCGCCAUGGACGAUUUGCCGCACUGCACCUGCGAGAAGACUCAGUGCCUCCAGCGCUACUGCCAUUGCUUCGAGGCCUGGGUGUUCUGCGACGAGGGGUGCUCCUGCCAGGGCUGCCGCAACACAGAGGACAACUCCGACGAGGUAGAUGAGCGCGCAGAGUGCAUCAUGAAGAAGAAACCCGACGCCUUCAAGCCCAAGAUCAUCGCCGGCGAUGGGCCUGGGCUGCAACAGCAGCAGCAGCAAGCAGCAGGGGUGCACGUCAAGGGAUGCAACUGCCACAAUUCUGAAUGCAAGAAGCUCUACUGCGAGUGCUUCAAGCAUGGCGUCGGGUGCAGCGACAAGUGCCAGUGCACAGGGUGCGGCAACACCUUCGGAGUGAAAGGCGCGGCUCAACAAGCACAUAGUGACAGUCCUGAAGGAACAUCUGGCGGCUCCGGUGAAACACUUGCCCGUUCGAAUGGAUCGUCCGCAAUCAUCAACGACGACAUGGCUUCUCAGUUGACAGAAACAAGCAUCAUGGAUGAUAUCCACAUCCCAGCGAAUUGAGUCACAUGGAUGUUGAUCUUGGUCCACCAACUCAAGCCCUGGGUGACGGCGGCCUCGAGGACAUCAUCUUCUAUUCAGACUUUCAGCACAAUAUUGAUCCCCAAGCACAUCAUUGGUUGGUGCAGCAGGCCGAUGCAUCGCUGAGCAAUGACGCAAACUCCCUACUAGAUCAGGGCCCUUCAAAAACUGACACUUGUGAUCUUCUCCACCAUGGUAGCCAGAUCAACAAACUCGGUGGAAUUUGAUCUUGAUGAAGCUGAUGAUCAACUUAAAACCAUACUCCACUUGAGUAUUGUGAUGCUGAUACAUACAGCUCGCCUAGUUUGAGAUUUGCUCAGUGUAGUUUAUUAUCUUCCAAAUAGCCGCAAAUAAUUUCCCUGAGAA
Molecule: messenger RNA, 1358 nt
Organism: Triticum aestivum (bread wheat)
Lineage: Eukaryota; Viridiplantae; Streptophyta; Magnoliopsida; Poales; Poaceae
Product: protein tesmin/TSO1-like CXC 2
Exons: 7
Coding region: 432-974 (180 amino acids)
Biological process (GO): regulation of DNA-templated transcription
Cellular component (GO): nucleus
Source: RefSeq, a predicted model, not a curated record